AUGUCGGGGCUGGAGCCCCUGGCCGCCCUUGGGCUCGCCUGCAACGUUUUUCAAGUCGUCAGCUUUGCCGGUGAGAUCUGGACCGUCUGCAAGGCCCUCUACGACGAUGGGGAAGUGCGGCUCGGAGACUCGGACAUCACAGGAAGCCUCGACGGUGUGGUAGAUAGCCUCAACCGCGCGUUCCACCAGGUCGAGUCAAGUGUGACAACAAUACCCUCAACAUCAUUGACUGAUAACGAUCGGGAGAUCAUCAAAAUCGCUCGAGAAUGCAGGAAUGAAGGGAUCUUCCUAAAAGGAGAGAUCGACAAGUUGAUUGACACCACCCAAACGAAGGGCAGAAGGGGGAAGUCUCUUCUGAAGGCCGUCAAGGUGGUACUAAGCUCUAGAAUCAACGUCAAGAGAUUGGGGAGGUCCGAAAAGACGUUGCGGAUGCACCAGAAGACACUUGAGACAAGACUUCUCCUUCGGAUAUGCGACAAGACGGACGCGGUAAAGCUCUGCCAGCAGGAGAGCUUCAACAACCUUGACUCCAGACUGCGCGCUUUCAUUGCCGCCUUCUCAGAAGGCGAGACGCGGAUUUCGGCGCUACUUAGCCAAGAGUCCAGUUCCAUCAAAAACCACACAACGAUCGAGACCAAGAAACUGGAAACGACCAUCACGCAACUUGCUGCUGAAUCCCGUGCUGGAAUAUCAUACGACAUUAGGAAUCUAGAGGGCUCUUUUGUGCGGUCUACUUUGGAUAGCACGGAGAAAGCUAGGCGGGAACGCCUGCUCAGAAGCCUAAAGUAUGCCACCAUGAAUGAGCGGCGGAACCAGAUUGCCGACCCUCACACUGAAAGCUUCCAAUGGAUCUUUGAGGACCCUCCGAACAGUGAAGCCUCCGAGUUAGGUUGGGACGAUAUCGAGGAUUUCCACGAUGCCAGAAAAAAUGAAGAGGCUGUGAGGCUGGCCUCGUCUAAUUUCCUCUCUUGGCUUGCAUCUCCAGAGCAGCCACUGUUUUGGAUCUCUGGGAAACCUGGGUCUGGCAAAAGCACACUCAUGAAAUUCCUGGUCCAAGAUCCAAGGACCAAACAGCAUCUCACAUCGGGACUGGGCCCGACCCAGAUCCUUUCGCAUUUUAUAUGGAGUGCUGGCCAGCCGAUCGAGGGCAGAAUCAAAGGGAUCCUCUGCUCACUCCUUUAUCAACUCUUCGUAGCGGCCGAACCCAACUCGUUACAGUCGGCCUGUGAGACAUUCCCCGAAAUAACUAGAAAGGACACGCACUCCGACUGGUCGGACAAGGAACUCCAAGCAGUAGUGGAGUUCGUCAUCCAGAGUUCAUCCGUGAACUUGUGCAUAUUCCUUGAUGGCCUCGAUGAGGUGCACCCUUCAGAUGGGCAGAUCAGUUUGUUGAAGCUUGUAAAGGAUCUGUGCAAGCUCCGUGGGCUCAAGGCUUGUGUUUCAAGUCGCCCAGAACCCAUCCUGAAGCGCAAUCUCAACGGCUUGCCAACAUUCCGUAUUCAUGACCUGACGGCGCGGGAUAUACAAAGAUACGCAUCGAGCAUGCUUCUACAGAGGUUCUCAAGCCAUAUCAACAGUCCAGAUUCGAGUAUAUCGGCAUAUGACUUGAAGAAACUUCAUCGCGAGCUAUGCAACCGAGCUGAAGGUGUGUUCUUAUGGGUUGCUCUGGCCCUGAGGAGCCUGCAAGAUGGCUCCGAGAAAGGGGAUAGCCUAGGCGACCUACAUCGGCGCAUACAACUUCUUCAGACAGAUCUCAAAGACUUAUUUGGGACUAUGUGGGAUCGAUUGGGCGUCGAUAAAGAGCUUUACCAGAAAGACGCUGCGAUAUAUCUCAACCUUGUUUUGACCGCAUCAAACAUUAUUGAGCGCGUACCGUGGAGGGAAACUGAGGAUUAUUCCUUCACCAACAGCUUUCCAAUCCUUACCGUCCUCGACGUCGUCUUGGCCACGGACCCUGUCCUCACAGACGAGUUGCUCGCCGCAAAUUCUGACGCAAGGUCUUCCCUCUCUCCGCUGUGCCGGGACCUGGCAAAGCGAAUAGAGUCGAGGGCGAUCGCCUUUUGCGGCAGGAUACGUCAGUGA
Canariomyces notabilis is the source of this 2082-nucleotide messenger RNA. RefSeq lists its product as uncharacterized. Bases 1 to 2082 code for a protein of 693 amino acids. The transcript has 3 exons. Lineage: Eukaryota; Fungi; Ascomycota; Sordariomycetes; Sordariales; Chaetomiaceae. The record is from RefSeq and is a predicted model, not a curated record.